AUGGGAUCAAUUGAAACCCCCGCCCAGGUCUUCAUGAUCUUUGGAAAUGGCAUGAUUGCCAACCAGAUCAAGGAUGUCCUUCAGGAGCAGGGCAAAACGGUCGUUAUGUCCAAGGCCAGGACCGAGAGCCGUGAGCAGGUCUUAAGUGAUCUUGUCGAGCACAAAGUCACUCGGGUGUUCAACUGCGCUGGUACCCGUGGUACUCCCAACGCCGACUGGUGCGAAGACCACAAGGUCGAGACUGUCCGGUCCAAUGUUCUUGGAGCCCUCAACGUGGUAGAUGUUGCCUACGAACUUGGCAUCCACGUUACGCACAUCGGAUCCGCCUGUAUCUACACUCGGUCACAGGAAGAGAUCAAGACCCUCCCCCCCUUCACGGAGGAGGACGAGCCCUUCUACCAGGGCUCCUGGUACUCCCGCAGCCGUCUACUCAGCGAGCUGACCAUUCGCCACUACCCUAACCUGCUGCUCCUGCGUAUCCGCCUGCCUAUUGCUGCCGAUCUGCAUAAGAACAGCCACAUCGGACGGUUGCUGAAGUGUGAGAAGAUCGUUGACUGGACUGGAUCUGGCUCGAUUCUGCUCAACCUCCUCCCUGGCGCUGUCAUUCUAUCCGACAAUGCCGAGACCGGCGUCUACAACUUUGUAACCCCUGGUGAGAUCAGCAACGUUGAGAUAAUGGAAUUGGCCAAGAAAUACAUCAGGCCCGACCUCACCUGGCAAACAUUCGGACUCGACGACAUGGCCAAGAUCCUUAAGGCCCCGCGCGCUAACUGCAUCUUGGACGCCAGCAAGUUCAAGAACAAGCUGCAGGAAUACGGGUACGAGGUGAAGGAGCGUCGGGAGGCUCUGGAGGAACUCUUCCAGGUCAUGGUCAAGAAGGGUCUAUAG
Aspergillus alliaceus is the source of this 888-nucleotide messenger RNA. Its product is annotated as UDP-4-keto-6-deoxy-glucose-3,5-epimerase/ UDP-4-keto-rhamnose-4-keto-reductase. Gene Ontology annotation, biological process: S-adenosylmethionine biosynthetic process. NCBI's taxonomy places the organism in Eukaryota, Fungi, Ascomycota, Eurotiomycetes, Eurotiales, Aspergillaceae. Gene Ontology annotation, cellular component: methionine adenosyltransferase complex. The transcript is spliced from 5 exons. The record is from RefSeq and is a predicted model, not a curated record. The coding region runs from base 1 to 888 and encodes 295 amino acids. Gene Ontology annotation, molecular function: methionine adenosyltransferase regulator activity.